Betta splendens (Siamese fighting fish) is the source of this 5671-nucleotide messenger RNA. RefSeq names its product period circadian clock 3 (gene per3). The coding region runs from base 288 to 4127 and encodes 1279 amino acids. Gene Ontology annotation, cellular component: nucleus; cytoplasm. NCBI's taxonomy places the organism in Eukaryota, Metazoa, Chordata, Actinopteri, Anabantiformes, Osphronemidae. The record is from RefSeq and is a predicted model, not a curated record. Gene Ontology annotation, biological process: circadian regulation of gene expression; entrainment of circadian clock by photoperiod; negative regulation of transcription by RNA polymerase II. Gene Ontology annotation, molecular function: transcription corepressor binding; transcription cis-regulatory region binding. The transcript has 22 exons.
GGGCAAUAUUGCGCCGGCCUCACGUUGCACCAAUGUGUCAAGCGCUCCGGAGUGGGUGACGUUUAGCUUCGUGACUAGGGCAUAAGUGGGAAAAAAACGGCUUAUACGGUUAAUUUUGAUUUUCGGACAUUGAAGCCGGGAUAUACGUGGAGUGAAUAAGUGUGGACCCUCAUAUCCACUCUGAACUUUGAAUGAACACAGCUCAAUUGUCACUACAUGGAACCUAUUCCUCACCUUGAACAUACAAACACCCUGACUGUCCACUUUUGUUGGGCAAAUUUCUAUUGAUGUGCGACCAAAGUGUGGAGAUGCCUGGAGGUGACAGUGGUCCAGAUGGGGAGGAGCCUGCAUUACCAUCACCCCCAGAAAAAGGUGGAGGGGAGGAGAGUGUGGUGUCAGGGCACGGCGAUGGAGGGCCACAGUCCGUGCACCUUGGGGGGGAGGAGAGCGGUGGUUCAGUUGGGGAGGUAGGGAGGGAAGAUGAAGAGAUGACCAGCAGUUCACAUGACCUCUCUUCCUCGGCCAAUCACAGCCCUGGUAGUGCCACUGGCUCCACCUCGCCUUCAACUAAAAGCAGUGAGCAUACAGGUGGCGGCAGAGGACACGCCCACAGAGAGGUGAUGAACGCGGUGGCGGAGAUGAAGAAGAGGCUUCCAUCAGACAAGCGCAGUCGCAGCAAAGUGAGCACCGUGGAGGCCUUAAAUUAUGCACUCCACUGUGUCAAACAAGUCCAAGCCAAUAGCGAAUACUACAAGCUGCUGAUGCAAAAUGGCCAGGAUGAGAGGCGAGAUGCCACUGUGUGCACCCUAGAGGAACUGGAGCGGGUCACCUCUGAACACACCCUUAAAAACACGGACUCCUUCCUGGUGGUCUUCUCCCUGGCGAGCGGCCGCGUGCUGUACGCGUCCGAGCAGGCUCCCAGCAUCCUGUGCUGCAAGCGGAAGUUCCUGGAGUCAGCCAAGUUCGUGGAACUGCUCUUUCACCAAGACGUUAAUGUCUUCUACUCGCACACAGCACAGCCACACCUCCCACCUUGGAGCAAUUCACAUACAGUUGGGGUUCUGUUUGACUCUGCCCAGGUCAAGUCCUUCUUCUGCAGAAUCAGGGGCGGGAAGGACCGUGAUGGUGAGCUGCGGUACAACCCGUUCAGGAUCACACCUUACCUGCUGAAGGUGCAGGGAACAGGAAGUAAUGGGGAGGAGGAGGAGCCGUGCUGCCUGGCACUAUCUGAACGCAUUAUAUCUGGAUAUGAAGCUCCUCGGAUCCCUAUGGACAAGCGCAUCUUCACCACCACACACUCCCCUGGCUGUGUGUUUUUAGAAGUAGAUGACAGGGCUGUGCCAUUGCUAGGAUACCUUCCUCAGGAUCUGAUUGGCACUUCAUUGUUGACUUGCAUUCACCCAGAGGACCGGCCCCUCCUGCUUUCUAUUCACAGAAAGAUUCUGAAGUAUGCAGGCCAGCCCCCAUUCGAGCACUCUCCGGUGCGCCUGCGCUGUCAGAAUGGUGACUACAUCACCUUGGACACCAGCUGGUCGAGCUUCAUCAACCCAUGGAGCCGCAAGGUGGCUUUUAUCAUUGGACGGCAUAAAGUCAGGACGAGUCCUCUGAAUGAGGAUGUGUUUGCUGCUCAGACUAAGGAAGUCAUUCCAGUCACUCACGAGGAAAUUAAAGAUCUGCAAGCAAAAAUCUAUAAGCUUUUCUUGCAGCCAGUCCACAACAAUGGUUCCAGUGGUUAUGGUAGUUUGGGAAGUAAUGGGUCCCAUGAGCAUUACAUCAGCGUAGCUUCUUCAAGUGACAGCAAUGGCAACCUGUGGGAAGACACACACCGUGAACCGAUGACCUUGCAGCAGAUAUGUGCUGAUGUAAACAGAGUGAAGACUUGGGGCCAGCAGGCAUAUCUGGAUUCCAGCCACAAAAUUUCUUUCCUCAACAAACCUGUCACAGCACAUCCAGCUCCUGCAGCCACCAACCCUGAUAUGAGAGAUCGUGAAGAGAGUAGAAAGCAAACACACAUUCCCUCCUAUCAACAGAUCAACUGUGUUGACAACAUCAUCAGAUAUCUGGAGAGUUGUACAGGUUCAGCUCUUAAGCGGAAGAGCGGCUCUCAUUCCCUGGCUACUUCUUCCUCAUCAUCGACCACAGACGAAGACAAGCCUGCUGGCACUACAGACACAGCUCAAGCCAGCUCAGAUGUGGUGGUUCUGGACAGUGAGGUUUCGGUGGGCCCUACCGCUGCAGCUGUUGUAGGACCGCCUCUGACAGACAUUGCAAUGUCCACUAAGGCAAUGAGUGUGGUGUCAGUCACCAGUCAGUGUUCAUACAGCAGCACCAUUGUGCAUGUUCCACAGCCUGAGUCAGAGGCCACAGCUUUGGAGGAUGCACCGAUGGGCAGUGAGCCUGCUGAUGCGACUCCGACCCAAGUCCGGCCCGCACCGAGUCCUGCCACGGAGGAGCGAAGGUUUGUAGGCCUCACCAAGGAAGUGCUGUCAGCUCACACCCAGAAGGAAGAGCAAGAGUAUGUGGAUCGCUUCCGCCAUCGAAUCCUCCAGAGCCCCUACAGCUCUUAUCUGCAGUUGGACAACAGCUCCAUGGCUCACUCCCACCACCCAGGUGACUACCUCCGCCCUUUGAGUGCCGGUGGGUGGAAUCGCUCUCGGAGAGGAAAGCCCAGGCACAAACGUCCCAAACCCCAGGGAUCCUCCGAUAGCUACGCCUCCCCACCUGGCCCACCUUGCCGUGUCCCUGAAUCCUCAUGGCCCUCUUCAGAGUCCUCCCAACCGCAGAUGGGGGUGCCCCGCAGUCAAACAUCCCCUCUCCAGGCAACAUUAUUUCCCAUGACGGCGACCAAGGCUGGUUCAGAGCAGCCACCCAGGCAACAGGAAACACCUGAAACGACUCCUGUAGUCCUGCAGCCACCAGACCAAACCCAACUCGGCUACAACUUCAACAUCAUGCAGCCUGUUCAGAGCAUUUCAGGCAUGCAGCCAAUGCAGAUGGAGCCCCUUCAGGAUCUGCAAAAUGUCCAGAGCUUUCCUAACAUGCAGCCCAUGGCUCCAGUUCACAGCAUUAACCCUUAUAUGACUCCAGUCAUGGCUGUCAUCUUGCCCAACUACCCAACAUUCACUACAGGUUAUCCAUCUAUUUACCCGCCUGCUGCAGCACCUAUGCUGCCGCAGGCACCCUUCACCAUGGCAGGCUUUGCCUCUGGUGCUACCCCCUUCCAACAACCGCAGUUCCAAGUCCACCCUAGCUUCCCAACUCACACCGCCCCAAGCCCCCUGCUUUGCUCACCUAGAGCCAGCUCCUCUGUUGGAGAGGAGGAGGAGGCAGCUGGACCCCCAGCUUUGUUCUCCAGCUCCCGCUCCAGUUCUCCACUGCAGCUGAACUUGCUGCAGGAGGAGCUGCCUAAGCCAAGUGAAGUGCAGAGCAACACUGGUCACAACCAUCCUGAAAGCCUCAAUGAACAACGCGCAAAUGAGGGGGACGCACCCAGUGAGUCAGGAAACCAUGAUGCCCAGUCUACAUCUAGCGAACUGCUUGACAUGCUUCUGCAGGAGGAUGCCAGGUCUGGGACUGGCUCCAACGCCUCCGGGUCUGGGUCUGGGGAGUCUGGAGGCUCCCUUGGAUCUGGAUCUGGAUCAAACGGGACCUCCACCUCUCACACUGGCAGCAGCAACAGCAGCAAAUACUUUGCCAGCAAUGAUUCCUCAGACACCUCACGCAAAGCUCGCAAGAGCCAGGAGACUCCGGCAGAACACCAACACACCUUUGACACUCGGGUGGAAAAUUCGCUGUGGAGCAUGAUUCAGCACACCCCUGAGCGUGUGAUGAUGACCUACCAGAUCUCCACCAGGGACCAGAAUGAAGUUUUGGCAGAAGACAGAGAGAAGCUUCAGGCACUUCAGCCACUUCAGCCAUGGUUCACCAAGGAGCAGAGAGAGGAGCUGGCAGAGGUUCAUCCCUGGAUCCAGCAGCGCACUAUCCCACAGGAAAUAGACACUCAGGGUUGUGUGAGCUGCAGCACAGGAGCAAGAAUAGCCCACUCCCCUCAUCCUCCUGCCCCAGAUAGCUCAUCCCAUCUGGAGAGCCCUCAGCUGGAUUCCGCUGGACCUGAGUUGGACACCUGAGAGCCAUAGGACCCAACCAUCACACCCAUCAAACCAGCCCUGACAGAAACACACCCAGAAAGUCCAAUCUCGUAUCUCGUCUGACCAAUCUGCAGGCGUGACUCUCUGUGAUUAAGAUUGUUAAGUAAUGUAAAGGUUUCGCUCUGCUGAGUCGGCCCCGUAGAACGGGGAGGUGGGAGACACGAGUAUUUGACUGGCCUUUAUUGGACCAUGGGAUAUUAUAUAUUCAAGACUGACCAGAUCCUCUGGCACCAUGAGCCACAUGCUGUGCACCAUAGACAGAGGGUCUCUUGGUUGCUGCCCCUGAACAUGAGCACUGUGCACACGCACUCUAAGCAGGCGGGUGUGAUCGAUGGACAGGAGAACAGCGCUGGCCCAGUUUGAACCAGAACACACACCACUCUUCUACAGCGUGGGUUGUACAGUAUGUUCAUUGUUAUUGGAUUGUAUUCUCUUAUUCCAUACUGUUUUUUUUUGUACAGAGCAUCAGGUUUAAUGUUGUUCUGACUCGUGAACAACAUCAAACAUGUUGAUCGUAACUUGAAUUUAGUGCAACAACACAAGUCUAAACUUCCUGUAGUGAGUUCUCUUUCCACCCAGUAUCCUAAGUGAUCUGACGACAGUCGUAGCUUACCUCUAAUUGUAAACGGACACAGCAUUGGCCCAAAUCUCCCCUGAACGCGGGUUUGCUUACUGAAUGAUUUUCCUCUCUGACUGUGUAGAUGUGUGACUGGCAGGUUUUGUGUGAGAGACAAGGGUCAGGCUAACUAACCCAGCGUAUUUCUGUGAAUGUGGCCAUUCUUUUUCUUGUACUGGAUUUUACAAAUGGGACAUGGGCUAAUGGCAUUUCAUUUGCUUCUGGUGUAAAGAUCUAACACCUAUGUGGUAAUGGCGGCGGUACGACUAUCGAAGGUUUGAGAAAAUUAAAAACUCCAAAGAAAGCUUUUAAAGUUUCUACUGUAGUCCUCAGUGUGAACUGUUCUAGAUGUUUAUACAGUUGUGGAUUUGACACAUUUUACUGUAAAAUGUUAAUUUGUUUCACUGUCUAGUUAAUUCUGAAUGAAAUGGCACAUCUGUGCAUUUAAAGGUUGCCUAUACAUAUAUUUAUGUCAUCUGGCCAACACUAAUAGUUUUUCCUGUGUCUGAUUGUUUUUAUUUUAGUCUAAUUUAUAGAAUGUUUUCCAGACUGUACACGUUCGUGGGGAAAAUAAAUUUUUGAUAUUAUCUUGAGCCCACCAGAAAACACUUUUGGCCCAUGUCCCUUCAGUGGAUGCAGGAUACAGAUUGCAGGUCAGCUUGUUGUCUAUGUGUGUGUGAGUUACACUGUCCCAUCGAUUGUGAGCUGCUUCCUUAGACACAGCCCAACAGCGCAACACAGACCAGGGUUUUCUACUGUUUUUAGAUGGAAAAUAUAUUCAAGUACUAUGUAUUUUUUAAAAAUGUACAAAAUACAAUCUUCACAAAGUGUAAAAAGCCAUUUGUCUUGAAUUCAGGGACUGUUUAUUUGUGACACAAAAGAAUGAAUAAAUGAAUUAUGAUCUAAA